AUGAUGAGUUUGCCCACUCCCCCCAGCACGUCCCACAGAGAGAGGGAGGCAGAUGCUCCCGCGGGCUCACGCGUUGUGUGGUCUCAGACCCACCAAUAUCACUGUCUCACUAGCCCGCCCCGUUUUGCGCCGUCCAAAACAGUGGCCGCAACCCCGAAAUCUAUUCUCAAGAGGCGCACUUACUCUACCUUGCCUAUUGUCGUCGCCGAGCAGCGCGAAACCACUCCAGAACCUUCCGACCCGCUAGUAGAUUUGACAUACCUGCAGUCGACCGUGUCCAAGAUUAUCGCACUCGAAACGCCUGUGCGAGAACUCAUUGAGGCGUACUCAGUUCUGGCAGCUCGACUACGGUCGUGCAUACCUACUACGGGACCUGUUGAUUCAUCGUGGCCGCUCUUCCGACCGCUGAGAAAGAACCGUGCAGCCCUCACCGACGCUAUAGUGCGCGACCUCGGUAGGGCACUGGAGGAGCCCCCGAACUCAGAAGAGCCCGCCGAACCCUGCGAGGAGCGCUGUUUACUGCCAUCGCCUGCCAAGAGUCCGCGAAAACGAGGGGGGCUGUCGGCAGAGCAGGUCAAGCAUGCGAGGGAUGUAUGCCACACUUGCCACGCCGUCAUGAGACUACUCGCAUUGGUUUUCACGACGCCAGCGCUGUAUAACAUAUUCAAGGACCUUCAACUGGACUCGAUGCUCACGCAGGUGCUGGCCAUACCUCUAGCCGAUACUCUCCCGACGCCAAACGCGAGGAAAACAUACGCUCUCGCUAUCUGGCUGAUAUCUGCUCAACGCCUUCCCUCCGAUAUUCUCCUCCCAGCGCGUGAUCGCAUUGCAUAUGCGCUCCGCCGAGGCAUUGAUGGAGAACUAGGGAAAGAGGGCAAGAAAGGGUCGGUCAGCGAUGGCCUCAAGGCCAUUCACGACUUGUCACUCCACCACCCCGAGACAUUUGUUCCCGCAUUCACAGAGCUGCUCCCCUCCGUGCUCGCUGCAUUGCUCGGCCCCACACUCACGCUCCGCGUCCAAGCGUGCCAUGCUCUGGGCGGGUUCGCCUAUGCAGUAGCCAGCAUGGAACGAUGCCAACUCCACACCCGUAUAUCAACCACAGUCGCCGAUUUCUUCACGGAAGGAAUGUCCGCGGCUAUCUCUGCGUCACCCAUCAAAUCCCCGUCGAAGUCACCCUCGAAAGACCCCCCGCUCAUUCGCACCCUCCGCACGACUCUCCAGCGACUGAGCCCCAGCACCCCGCGCAAGGGCCUUCAACGCUCCGUCCGGGCGAUGCUUGCUGUCGGGAUGCGUACGAAGCGCAGUUCUGUAAGGGCGGUCCUCUGUUUAGUAUGGCGCUGCUUGGCAUGGGUGUACUUCCAACCACCAUUGUUGCCCGAUCCUGAUUCGGAGUCGGAAGUCGAGGAGGAAGAUGAUGACGAUGCGUUCAAGAAACCCGACGUUCGAGGGACAUUCUGGGAUCUGAUAUCGACGUACAAGGAUAUGGGCUGUGGAGUCAACCUCAUUUACGCGCUUCUUUCUGAUCCCAACACGCGCGACGAGGAGCGGUUGGAGAGGGCAUUUGCAAUGCUGAAGGCGAUGUUGAAGCGCGGCGGGACCACUCGCGAGGAGGCCAUGCUGGUGCUCAGGCGACUCUGCAGCUCAGACGCAGAGGCUGAUGCUGACGGCUUCGAUAUGAAGAGGAUGCUCCCUCCAUCGUUGUUCUCCGCCAAUCCUGGAUUACUCAGCGUCGACUACAAGAACCUCGCCACGGUAGUCAAACCCAUGUUUGGUGACUGCUUACAAGUCGACGAUAUAACGCCGCUGACCCACGAAGAACUCGCGAGGGAGAGCAUCCUUGACGAGCUGUUAGAGAUAUGGAAAGAUGGAUUCAAGUGCGUUGAGAUGCCGGAUCGGGCUGACCCACCUGAAGACAUCGUCGCUACGUGGGAGGGUGUUGUCAAGGCCAAUGUCGCAUUCUCCCAAGACUCUGGCGAUGAUGAUGCGACUGCUGAGUUCGCGGUACGGGCUGUGAGUGUCCUGAUGGGUCUUCUGCAAGAUGAGGACCUCGACGUACGGGUCAAACAACAAGUGCUUUCUCCGGGGCCCCCAGCAUCCAGCCCAGUCAAGCGACUUCGUAAGCCCGUAGAAGUGAACGAACGGACAAACGCCUCGCUCCUCCUCACCAUCGUACAUUGCCUGUGGACCCACCUGCAGCAAUCUAUGCCCCGCGAGCUCCUGGGCGACGCCGCCAAAGAGAUGCUUACCGGCAUGUGGACAGUCGAGGACCGCUUGGCGUCCGAAGCACGAGCAGAGUGGGCCUCACUGUGUGCCGAUGUGCUGUUAGUAUGUGAGGGCUGCAGUGUCGAUGUGUUCUGGAGCCGGGCGUCGGACUGGGCAGAGGAGGAUGUACGCGUGUCUUGGGAGGCCUUCACCGAGAGAUGGCGCCGUGACAGCAAGGCGGGCUGGGAAGGCGCUGUGGCCUUGCUGAAUAUUCCCUUCGAGUCUGGCAAAGCUUGGGAGCUCCGUCUACCAGAGGUCGAGCUUUGGGAGAAUCUCCUUACUUACGCUGUCAACAGUGCACUGGACUACGGUCACGAAGCGGGGCAUGUCCUCGAUCAAGUCGCCGGCGCCAUCAUGCGCAGUUACGACCCAAGCUCCUCAGCGAUCGUUCGCAUCGCUGAUAUCCUUCUCUCACAAUUGAAUAUCUCAGAGGCCAGGGAACUUCCGUGCACGCUCCUGCAGUUCGUCAACGAGGCGCUGCUGUCAAGUUAUCCUCCUGAGCCACGGAAUACGGUGCAUAUUAUGUGGGUAGUGCGGGCGCUGACGGACGUGCUGGAGAGUUGUCCCCUGGAGAUGGUCGUGGAACUGAUGGAGCUUGUGGGUGAGGGUCUCGGCGUCUGGGUUUCAGAUGAGUGUAGUGCGCUGCCGCUGGAUGACUACGCGUAUAAUUUGGUUAACAUUAAACUUAAACCCAAGAUCGCUAUCAUGUACGAGAUGGUUCUGGCCACGACCCGCCCUCUACCAGCGACCGAGGACCUUGUUGAACGCCUUUCGCCAUUCCUCGAGUCAGCCCUCCAAGGACGGUCUGAUAAACCAGCCUCGGUCUGCGAAGCACUGCGUGAAAGCUGGGACAGCAAAUAUUCCGUGGCUUCCAUACCCGCUUCUGCUUGGCCAGUUUCCAUCCAGGAGUUCUUCGGUCUGACCGCUCCAUCGCAAGAACAGGACGUUGAGGAUUCCCCAGUUUCGAUCGUCGCUAUUGUAGAACAAGAGGAACCUCCACAAGUAUUAGGGCCUGCUGUCCUCCUUCAAGCUCCUUCGACCCCCGUUCGCCCCCGCUCAGCCCCUCGCCACCUGAUACCAACCUCCGAGCCAGUCUUCCGCUUCGCCCCUCUCCAGAGCCCCCGAUCCCCUGGUGCCGCUACGCCUCUUCUCAUUCCCUCCACCCCGACCAGGACCCCUCUGUUGAAGUCGAAGAGACGCCUAUCACCUGGAUCUGCACUCACCAUGUCUCCCUCGAAACGCCGCCGACUCGAAGCCGAAAAUAAGGAAAACGAGUCGCCAGUCGUCAUCGCCUCUGUGAUGGAGCGCAUUCUUAACCAGACCCCGGUGUCGGUGAAACCGAUGAAGCGGGCGAUGCGGGACGAGGAGGACGAGGACGAGGAGAUCCACCAUCGGGUUUUGAAAAAGUCGAAGUCGUUCCCGCCUUCGAGCCAUCAUGACGACGACGAGGAAAGUUUGGUGGAGGCACAGUUGCUGCCCUCUCUUCAUGAUGAUGUGUUCUCGUCGUGUUCUCGUUCUGUCGGAAGCCAACUGAAGAGGAAGCUUGUCUUCGACGCAGUGGAAGUGCCAUCACUUCGAGACGCAUAUGGAUCAGGGCUGUCCCGCUCUGCGACGCCAAAAUCCCGUAUACGUCCCCGUGUAUCGAGUUCCACUUGCAGGACUGCUCGUCGACACUUGGACUCUGGCUAUGAGAACAAACCCACUCCUGCCUCGGCCUUUACCCCCCUUCGCGAUAGCUUCAUGACCAAGCUGCUCGGGUCUCCUUCGCCCCUCCCAGAGAUAGCUGUUCCAGACAGUGAUGAUUCCAUCAUGGCUGAUGACGUCCUCCAGAAAUCGUCUUCAGAUGUCCCGUCGUCGGACGAUUUUUUGGGCGUGGUGACUCCCCACCGUUUGAUCUCUCCUCCGCCGCGCCGUUCUGCCUUCAAUGCCGAUCCCCCGAGCGACGACUCCGUUAUCGGGUCCAGCCCCACGCGACACAUCGCCGCGCGUAGAUUGUCGCGCCAAAAUUCAAAUUCUUUGCAGCGACCCGCUAUGAUUUCGAUGGAGACUUUGUAG
Molecule: messenger RNA, 4317 nt
Organism: Pleurotus ostreatus (oyster mushroom)
Lineage: Eukaryota; Fungi; Basidiomycota; Agaricomycetes; Agaricales; Pleurotaceae
Exons: 9
Coding region: 1-4317 (1438 amino acids)
Source: RefSeq, a predicted model, not a curated record